Trachemys scripta elegans is the source of this 2840-nucleotide messenger RNA. RefSeq names its product Kruppel like factor 6 (gene KLF6). Gene Ontology annotation, molecular function: DNA-binding transcription factor activity, RNA polymerase II-specific; RNA polymerase II cis-regulatory region sequence-specific DNA binding. Bases 363 to 1214 code for a protein of 283 amino acids. Gene Ontology annotation, biological process: regulation of transcription by RNA polymerase II. The transcript is spliced from 4 exons. The record is from RefSeq and is a predicted model, not a curated record. Lineage: Eukaryota; Metazoa; Chordata; Testudines; Emydidae.
AGAGCUUAGAACAGGGAAGUUUUGCAGGGGGUUACAUUUGCAGUCAGCUCAGUGUUUGCAAAUAUUGUGCAGGCUCCUGAGCAAGUGUCCUCUGCGAGCCACAGGAGAGUAGAGCAGCGGCAGCAUUUGGAGACUUUGUUAAUUGCUGUGCAAUUACAUUUUGCAUGAAACUUUGCUUUUUUUCCCUUCCCAAUCUCCAAAAGGAAUUAAUAUUUUUUUUGUAUUUUUUUCUUCUCUGGAGUAAAGGGGGGUUUGGAAACAGACUAUAUAUUGAGACCCCCCCCCUCACAUACCUCCUCUGCCCAUAGAGGAGGCAUCUGUAUUUUUGUAACCAGAAUUGACUUUGUUGUUGCAAUUUAGACAUGGAUGUUCUCCCAAUGUGCAGCAUCUUCCAGGAACUCCAGAUUGUGCACGACACUGGUUACUUCUCAGCUUUACCAUCUCUGGAGGAAUAUUGGCAACAGACCUGUUUAGAGCUGGAACGAUAUCUUCAAAGUGAACCCUGUUAUGUAUCUGCAUCUGAAAUUAAAUUUGAUAGCCAAGAAGAUCUCUGGACCAAAAUUAUUCUGGCACGUGAGAAAAAGGAGGAAUCUGAACUGAAGAGUACAUGUAUUCCAAAAGAGGACAGUCCUAGUAGCCAGAACUUAGAGACCAACAGUUUGAAUUCUGAUGUAAGCAGUGAGUCUUCAGACAGCUCUGAGGAACUUUCACCUACUACUAAGUUUACCUCUGAUCCUAUAAGUGAUGUUUUAGCCAAUUCAGGAAACUUGAGUUCAUCUGUCACUUCUACUCCCCCUUCUUCUCCUGAAUUGAGCAAGGAAACUUCCUCUCAGCUAUGGAAUUGUAUGCCAGGUGAAUUGCAUUCACCAGGUAAAAUUCGUACCGGUACCAUUGGAAAGACUGCAGAAAAAGGUACCCCAGUCAAUGGCGACUCUUCACCGGAUGGCCGGAGACGUGUCCACAGGUGUCACUUCAAUGGUUGCAGGAAAGUUUACACCAAAAGUUCACAUCUGAAAGCACAUCAGCGCACUCAUACAGGAGAAAAGCCUUACAGAUGUUCAUGGGAAGGGUGUGAAUGGCGUUUUGCAAGAAGUGAUGAGUUAACCAGACACUUCAGAAAGCACACUGGUGCCAAGCCUUUUAAAUGUAGUCACUGUGACAGGUGUUUUUCCAGGUCUGACCACCUGGCCCUUCACAUGAAGCGACACCUCUGAAUGGGUCAAGAGGUGAAUCCUGUGGGCUAAGCGGCUUCAAGGUUGAACAGCCUUGAAAGGAGGGAUGCGUGUUCCAGCCAAAGCAUGCCAUUUUGCACCCUACCCAGUUGCCUCCAGGACCUCUUUCUUGAAGGUCUUUUGAGGGCUAAUAAGUCACGUAAGAAACGGCAUGGCAACCGUGGUGCGUGAUGUUUGGGGUUUCCUGGACUCAUACACUGGUACCUAACCUUCUGAGUGGCUCCUAAGCCUUUGCCGUGAGCAUGUGCACUGAGAAUGUUAAUGAUUGGGUGACUGUUUGUUACUGAGGAUCUAUUGAUGACUGUAUGCUGAGGCACAUUUUUUUUCUUCUGGUUGUUUUAUAACUGUAAGAGAAAAAAGUAGUCUGAAUGUUUUGUAUGUGAGGAAUAUACUGCAAGAUGGGACGACCACCAAUCAUUUCCAAGGGGUGGGGGGAGGGGUGUCUGCACCUUCUAGAGGGAAAAAAUGGAGAGAAGGAAAAGACAAAAAAAAGUCAGGACGCCAGAGUGGAAAUGGGGGAGCCCCCCUUUCCUGUGUGAGAGGAGCUUUAGGUGUCUGAUGCAGCUAUUAAACGUGCAAUGUGUCAAGUAGCUUGUUUUACUUGCUACAGAGCUCAUUUGUAAUCCAUUGUAUAAGCUGUGUAUUUACAAAUAUAACACAACUAUAACUUUUCAUUAUAAUACAAAGGUUAUUGCAUGGUUCUGGGGAACUAUAUGCUUUUCCAUUCUUUAAUCAGGACUGCAGUUUUGAUUCCAGUUAAGAGCAGCUAAAAUACAAUUGGUCUAAUGUUACAUAAUGUAUGGAACCUGAAUAAUUUUUUCGGUUGGGUGGAUAAAACCACUAUAGGUUAGAAACUGAUUUUUCUCAUGCAGCUAAUUUUUCUCUUAUUUAUGCCUUGAGGACUAAUUUCUGGUUUUCUAGCUGUUUAAUGCACUGUUGACCUUAAUAAUGGUGCCUUAUGCAAGUGACCUUCUCUUGCAGGGGGUCUUAUACAGGGGUAUGGGUGAUGCAUGCUUUAUUAAGGCUCCUUUUUCACCUGGCAUUGUACUGUAUCAAAUGUAUGAUGGGGGGUGGUGGUGGGAAAAAGGCUACUUCCAGGGUCCUCCUUCACAAAGACAAAUAUAGAUAAAAGUCCUUCAUGUCAGUACAGUAUUUGUUUAACUUAGACAAUUUGACCGUGUUACAGUAUAAUGCAUACAGCAAUUGAAUACCUGACCAGUUCUGCCACCUUGAGACUUUUUUUAUAUAUUGACCUUGCACAACAAUUGUGUAUAUACACACCCCAGCUGUACUUAAUAUGUAACGUUUCAUGCAUAUUAAAGAUACAGAAGUAUUAAAAGAUGUAUUUGCUUAAAUGGCACAAGUUUCACAUCUAUAUAUCUAGCUAUCUGUUGGUAAUACAGAAAGAAACUAAUACUUUUUUAAAGUGGGCAGAAAAAUUCUUGUGUAUGUAUAUUUGUGUGUACAGUCUGUGUAUGUGUGUAUAUAUAGAUAAUAUAUAAAUAUUUUUAAAGGAAAAAAUUGGAACGUGUAGCUAGAAAAUACAACAGCCUGUGAAGAUUUCCCCUUCCUCCCCACCCCAAUAUGGCCAUAAAGGAGGCAAAGAAA